Molecule: messenger RNA, 2401 nt
Organism: Osmerus eperlanus (European smelt)
Lineage: Eukaryota; Metazoa; Chordata; Actinopteri; Osmeriformes; Osmeridae
Gene: atxn3
Product: ataxin 3
Exons: 10
Coding region: 156-1190 (344 amino acids)
Biological process (GO): protein deubiquitination
Cellular component (GO): nucleus
Molecular function (GO): cysteine-type deubiquitinase activity
Source: RefSeq, a predicted model, not a curated record
ACUGUAGCUAUAGCCUACAUGUAUCACUUUAAUAGAAGAAUGAGUCGUAAAAAUAUAAUGACAACAACAACAAACUAAAACUGCAAGCGGAUAGGCUUCAUCGUGAACCCUGCAAGGUCGAAGGUCAGAGUGCAAUAUUAUGUAGAAAAUUAAAUAUGGAGUCCAUCUUUCAUGAAAAACAAGAGGGCUCUCUGUGCGCUCAGCAUUGCUUAAAUAACCUUUUGCAAGGCGAAUAUUUCACCCCUGUGGACCUAUCGUCCAUCGCUCAUCAACUGGAUGAAGAGGAACGGAUGAGAAUGGCCGAAGGGGGUAUGGCCAGUGAGGAGUACAGAACGUUCUUACAGCAACCAUCUGGUAACAUGGAUGAUAGCGGUUUCUUUUCAAUACAAGUCAUCAGUAAUGCUCUAGGAGUGUGGGGUUUGGAACUCCUCCUCUUCAACAGCAGAGAGUACCAAAGACUAAUGAUAAACCCCAUAAACGAAAAGGCUUUUAUCUGCAACUACAAGGAGCACUGGUUCACUGUACGGAAACUUGGACAACAGUGGUUUAAUUUAAACUCUUUGCUGACUGGACCUGAGCUGAUAUCAGACACAUAUCUAGCCCUCUUUCUAGCACAGUUACAACAGGAAGGUUAUUCCAUAUUCGUGAUCCGAGGUAACCUCCCGGACUGCGAAGCAGAGCAGAUUCUGAAGAUCAUGAGAGUGCAGCAACAGCAGCGCCCCAAGCUGAUCGGAGAAGAGGAAGGCCAGUCAACAAGCAGCCAAGGCCGGAUGUUAGGGCAGAGUCAGAUGGAGGUGGUCCCUGGUGUGGAGGAGGGGGUGGUAGAGGAGGAUGAAGCGGAGCUGAGGAAAGCUCUGGCCAUGAGCCGGCAGGACAUGGAGGUGGAGGACGAGGAGGCGGACCUUCGCAGGGCCAUACAGCUCAGCAUGCAGGGGGCAGUGAUGAGCAACAAGACCUCCGCAGAGCCCAAAGCGGGGCAUGUCGCCAAGAUGCCCGGCCAGGCCCCGGGAAGUGCGGCAAGGGUGACGUCAGGGGGCGCUCAGAGCGAGACGCUCACAGCAGAGGAGCUCCGCAGAAGGAGACAAGCCUACUUUGAUAGGCAAUCCCAACAGCAACAAGUUCAACCAGCCUCUCCUGCCCAGCAGGAGGGUACACAGGAAGAGGAACCACAAUCCAAGCGCAGCCAGUGAUGCAGAGGAAGGUCCAUCUGAAGCCUAUGUUGACUACCACCUGCCUGGAUUGGCGACCCCACCUCUGACUCUAUCCACAUGCAAACAGAUGGCUGGCCAGAAGGCUGACAUACCUCCCCUGGCUAGUUUUGCAGACAGAAUAGAGUAGAAAAUAACAACCAAGAGAAGGCCAAAAAAAGCACAUGUCUAAUCUAACUCUGUGACACUUUAAUGGGAAUAGGGAGGAUGUGGAAUUGCCAUGCGGUUAGUUAAAGUCUGUGUUGGCCUUUGCACCACAGCGCCUUCAAUUUCUGAUUUCUGGUUUGUUUGUUAUCUCACUACUUGUUUUUUCCCCCCUGAAAAGGGGUGAUGAAGUGUCUUCAUGGAGCACAUUGUGCUCGGGUGUGUUGGAUGGGGGGUAGAGGUGACACACCAGUGAGUCGGAGGACCAGAUAGUGGGGUAGAAUCCAGAACCCAGAGUCACCCACCAGCCUUGAAGGUGGAAGAGGUACAUGGGACCAUUGGUUGAUACGAUUAGAGGUGUGGGAGGGUGUAGGACCAUCAUGUCUCGUCUUCAACUUGUGUUUGAAGAAAGCACCAUGCCCCGAGAAAAGUCUCCAUUAAAGUGAAUUGAUUUUACUUGUCAAGAAACAUCUUGCAACCAGUGUUGAGAAUCGUAGGUUCGAGGUUGAGAAUAUGCUUUGACCAGUUAAAAUGAAUAAUAUUUUUCAAACAGUCUCAGACCCAAGAUGGCAUUCAAAUUUGAAAGGUCAAACACUAUUUUAUAUUAUGUACAUUAAAAUGGUAUAUAAAAUGAACAAUAGUGUUUACAAUCACCGUGUUUACAUGGAAUUUGCCACUGAAUUAUUUGGAAGUGCCAAGUAAAAGGACGGUAUUGCCCCGCUCCCAAAUAGAAAUGCAUAAAUCCGAUGUAGGAUUAGAGGUACUGGCCUGUAAUAGAUAACUUUCAGAUAUCAAUUCAUUGAUUCAUGAAUUUCUUUGAUUUAAGUUUACUUUGAUUUAUUAGGCUUUUUGAAACUGUAAUUGCAGAUACUAUGGAUCAUACUACUGUUAUGUAUGGGGCUUAAUGGUUUUCCCUUCUUGUCAUUCUACAAUAAUAUGUACUUAACAAUCGUUUGUUAUACUUUAUCAUGUAAUUAAUUCAUUCAAUGCAUCAUUAAUUUACUGCAUCUCAUUAUUUUCUCUUAAAAUAAAAGUUUUGUGGUUAAGAA